AUGGCCAAAACAGGCUUUAUUGAAGUCGAUGAAGGCCGGCUCUUCUGGAAAUACGAUCCCCCAGUGGACCACGAGGACAGCGCUGACAGCGGCCCUCCCGGGUGUCUCAGACCAUACAGUGUCAGCAAACCCGAUUCCCAGACCGAGAAUCCGUGCAUAUUCUGCAGAUGGGAUGAGCAAGUAAUAUACUACACAGCUAGAGGUUGGUAUACGCUAAGAUUCGACCUGCUCGGAUACGGCCAGUCGCUACCCAGUGAGAGCUAUGUCCAGAGAGGCUGCACUCCUGCUGUGAAGCAUCAUGAUCAUGCACUGGCGGUCAUAAAAGAGUAUAGUCUUUGCAGAGGCCGUGCAGCUAUUGAUGAUAAAUUCGUAGUGAUCGGACUGAGUCGAGGCGCGAGUACGGAUCUCAACAAGACUAUAUUGGAUUCGCCUGACAUGAGACAGAUCACGCUGUCGACUUCGCUUUGCAAUCUCCGCAUCUCAUUGCCGGGCUUGUUUUAUGCGCGGGUGGAUUAG
This is a messenger RNA of Letharia lupina, 516 nucleotides long. RefSeq lists its product as uncharacterized. Bases 1 to 516 code for a protein of 171 amino acids. Lineage: Eukaryota; Fungi; Ascomycota; Lecanoromycetes; Lecanorales; Parmeliaceae. The transcript is spliced from 2 exons. The record is from RefSeq and is a predicted model, not a curated record.